AUGAUCCCCAUUACGAUUUCUUUGGCACAUUUCUGUGACAAGCACGGACCUAUUUCUAUCUUGGUGACACAGUCCAACGAAGAUAAGGACGAAAAUUCAAAAGGUGAUACAUUGUUGGCACCAAACUAUCCGACAGAUUCUUUUUGUGCUUCUUGUCUUCUGGAGUUCCCAAAUGAUGGUGUGAAUGAUGUAAGAUCGAUGCGGUCCAUCAUAAAUAACAGAGCCUAUGUGACUACCCAGUAUUCCACUGUUAGAUAUCAGCUAUUGAAUUCUAUUAUUAAGAAGUGCUUUUCAGAGGAGACUAUGGUUUAUGACACUUCAUCGUUCGUAUUCUUCGAUUCUAUGAGAGGUUUAAAUUUAGUUAUGGGGUUCAAACUGUACGAUGAAAAUGCAAGAGGCAAUGAAAGGAGAUACUGCUUUAUUCUUUCUAUUGAUAGCAGCGAUAAUGAGAAAGCCAUGUCAAUAUUAUCGAAACAUUGGGAUUUCAUCAUUAGUGGGUUUCAUAAGAUGAUUGAUUUUAUUAAGCAAAGUCAUGAUAAGACUAUUUCCAGUAAUCAUAAAGAUGACACGAAUAGUAGCAGUUUCACGCCAAUUGUUGGAAAUUACUUGAGAUCAAACAAAUCAAAAUUUGGGAGAAGUCUAGCUGAUUUGACGAAUGAUAAGUCUCUAUUCAUACGAAUGCAUAAAUGGAACUCAUAUUUAUUAAGUUCACUGACUAGCCGUCGAGACUAG
Messenger RNA from Kazachstania africana CBS 2517, 732 nucleotides. RefSeq names its product Lst7p (gene LST7). Lineage: Eukaryota; Fungi; Ascomycota; Saccharomycetes; Saccharomycetales; Saccharomycetaceae. Gene Ontology annotation, biological process: positive regulation of GTPase activity; positive regulation of TORC1 signaling. The coding region runs from base 1 to 732 and encodes 243 amino acids. The transcript has a single exon. Gene Ontology annotation, cellular component: cytosol. Gene Ontology annotation, molecular function: GTPase activator activity. The record is from RefSeq and is a predicted model, not a curated record.